Messenger RNA from Trichoderma reesei QM6a, 1020 nucleotides. RefSeq lists its product as uncharacterized. The record is from RefSeq and is a predicted model, not a curated record. Lineage: Eukaryota; Fungi; Ascomycota; Sordariomycetes; Hypocreales; Hypocreaceae. The transcript has a single exon. Bases 1 to 1020 code for a protein of 339 amino acids.
AUGGCUCCAACCUCUAGGUCCAGCAAGGUAAGGCCGUCCGAUGUGGCGGCCGACACCAAGAGGAACUUUAUACCUCUCGUGAAAGCAAACUAUUCGGAGAUGUUCCCUCCCUAUUCCGUUCUCUACCGGCAGCCCGCGGCACAGCUUGAUGUCCCACGCCGGAAGCCGAGCACUCGUCCCCCCAUGUUUCGAGUCGAAUACGGCGAUCCCGUCAUGAGGGCCAUUUACUAUGCCGCCAUGGAGACUGAGACCAGCGAGGCGGCAGGCGGGCCGAGAGUCCGGAUUCCCUUCAUCUGCGCCGCCAACGACCGUCGUCCCGGGGGAGACUGGGAAACUGGCUGCUCCGGCUACGAGGAGAAGCUCUGCCGGCGAAGCAACCUCUCAGCCACACUGAGCACGCCGUGGCCGACGAUGGGAGAGACGUCCAAUUAUCCCAUCCCGUCUGCCGGGGGCAUUCUCUCGGACUCAGUCGUUGUCUCGCGAGGGCCUCACGAGCGCUACGAGCCACUCGACCGCUGGUACGACCUGCCAGUCGUCUCCGUUCCGCCUACGCGGUGGCCAAAGCUCACGGAGAACGGCACCAAGUACUCCUUUUCGGCGGAAAGGGACAUGAUUCGAGAAAAGAUCCGCGGCGCCCUUCUCAUCUGCCUCUACAACAGCUAUGACCGUGUCGUGAUUGGCGACUUUGGCCUCGGCAACGGCUACCGCAACCCGCCGCGGGAGCUCGCCGAGAUCUGGCGGGACAUUCUCCUCUUCGACCCUCAUCUCCGCGGACAAUUCUCCUAUGUCAUCUUCGUCUUUGAAGACCCCGCACAGAGCACAACUCGCCUGAUCCAAGAGGAGAUGCUCAAGAAGGACCGAAAAAGCAGCGGCGUGUCAAAGGCAAAGUUGCCCCUCGGCUCCGGUGGCACCGGCCCUACCGACAUGGACAUUUUUGAGGGCGUCUUUGACACCGCGGAGAUUGAGCGCGUCCUGUGCCGGCCAGACCCCCGAUACGGGCUCGACAUGAUCACCUCGUGA